CCACUACAAGCGAAUCACGUGUUUCGCUCUCUCAACUACGAACGGCGAAUCAACGUGUUUACACGACACAUUCGUGUUUCACUUGGCAUCUCUGUUUCUUGUUCUUGUUCCUUUCAUUUAUUUAUUGUUUACUGCUGUGAAUUUCAACGAUGGAGAAAAAAUUAAAUAGAAAAGGUGCCAGUAAUUGGGAAGAGGUCAGCGAAAGGGCGCUUAUAGAGGUAUGGAGCGAAAGGAUUGUAGAAUUGCGUGGUUGUCGGAAAAAUAGCCACAUACUCUUGGAAAUGGCGCAAGAUUUGGAAAGACAAGGAUAUGUGUACUCAGUGGUGGAGCUUAAGAACAAGAUGCAUAACUUGACGACACGGUACCGAAAGGAGAAACAAAAGGUAGGACCAACAGGCGGUUCACCCUCGACCUGGAAUCUUUUUCAAGAAAUGCAAUCCUUAUUGGCUCCAUAUAAAAGUUAUCACACAGAAGGUCUGUUGGUCGACAGUGUAAAUAACAUAAACUCCCAGUCGUUGUGUUCAAUCCCGGGUUCACCAUUGCCUUCACCAUCAGCGUAUUCUGCUUCACCGCUGCCAUCGCCAUCAAUUGCUGCAACUUCGCCGCUGCCAUCACCAUCCAUUCCUAUAACUUCUCCGCUGCCAUCACCAUCCAUACCUGUAAUUUCGCCGGUGCCAUCACCACCCAUAACUAUAGCUUCGCCGCUGCCAUCGCCAAAUAUGUCGGAAGAUUCACCGGCACCAUCGACUUCCGCUAGAGCUAGAAGAAAAGAGGAAUUAGCUAAUUUAUUCAAAAGGGUGGAGAGGAAUAUUGAAACAAUUCAAAAAGAUAUAAAAUCUACGUCGGAAAAGUUUGUUUCUAUUGAAGAGGAGAAAAAAGAAAUUUUAAAAUCGUAUGUGAAGAAUGAAGCUGAGGUGCAAAAGGCACUAAUAGAGUUUCUGAAAAGGCCAUAAGUUUCAGAAAAUGGAAUGAAAACAGUACAUUGAAGAGUACAGUCAGAGUUAAAAGUUAGUACAUAUGUAUACACCUUAUUCUAUUAUAAUAUUCAAAGUGUUUUUGAUGAAAAAAGUUUUUCAAUCAUUUUUUGUUAAAAUUUUCAAGAUUUCAGAAUUUUUAAAAACUUUUGAGGUAUGCAAUAAGAAAGUGCAGGUUCCAAGUGCCUGAAAAUUUCCGUUCAUUUUAAAUAAUUUUUGUGUAAACCGUAUAGCGUAUUUCCUUCCAUACAAAAAUACAUAUUGCAUGUACGCUCUCUCCAUUAUAUCUGCGUACACCCUUGUUUUUUUAAACAUUCACAAUGUUUUGCAAGCUAUAAUUUUUUUGUUAUUUUUUUACAAAAAUAUGGUUCAUGCCUCAAACAAAACCAUAUAACUCAAAGCUACAAAGUGCAUACAAAAUUAAGAAAUAUUUAAUGAAUUUUCAUCGAAAUUUUAAACUUUUUACUCAGCUUUUUUAA
Molecule: messenger RNA, 1453 nt
Organism: Rhagoletis zephyria (snowberry fruit fly)
Lineage: Eukaryota; Metazoa; Arthropoda; Insecta; Diptera; Tephritidae
Biological process (GO): positive regulation of DNA-templated transcription
Cellular component (GO): nuclear body
Source: RefSeq, a predicted model, not a curated record